Ambispora leptoticha is the source of this 4080-nucleotide messenger RNA. Lineage: Eukaryota; Fungi; Glomeromycota; Glomeromycetes; Archaeosporales; Ambisporaceae. The record is from the annotation of a GenBank genome assembly.
AUGAAUUCUCAACCAAUGGUUCCAAUGAGCGCCUUGACUCGUGAGAGCUUACAAAACGUUCUUGCAAAAAUACAAGCAAAAAAAGCACAAGGCGCUACGGAAGCUAAUGACGCAGAAUAUGCACACCUAUUGAAUAUUUUGAGGGUAUAUCAACAGCAAAACCAAAACUAUACUGCAACCACGUCGCCAGCCGGAACGACAGUAACAGCAGCCGCAGCAAGAGGUUCAGCGGCAUUAGUGGGAGGACACCAAACUACAAAUACUACUGCUACAGCAACUUCUACAACCCAGGCAACAAUGGCUCAAGCAUCUAGUCCUUUGACACCGGAACAAUUAAUGGCAUUAAAAUAUCAAAUUCUUGCAUUCAAACAUAUUAAUAAGAAUUUACCUGUUCCGUCACAAUUGCAACAAGCAAUGUUCACAUCAAAUAACAAUAUAACUAAUACCAAUAGUGUGCCAGCUGAAACGGUCACUUCAAAAAUUGUUGAAGCCGCAUACAAUCAUAGCACAUCUCCCGCGCAUCUAGACGCCGCUUCCGCCGCGACAAAUAUCGGAUCUGGGGGUGGUAAUGUUGGAGCCGGAGCAUACAACGCCUACACAGAUCCAUACACAUACCUAAAAAAUCUGAAUAAUGUAGCCCAAGGGAAUUUUUCGCGACAACAGCGGAUGUUGGUGCCGAGUAUCACGCCGGUGGGUCUUGAUCCGCAUGCAAUAGCUCAAGAACGCGAAAAUAUCAUCAAUGCGAGAAUGGAAGCUAGAAGGAAAGAGUUGGAGAAAUUACCAUCUAAUUUGGCGAACGAUACGUUGAAAUAUGGAUCAUCCAAUAAAGAUUACUCAUCCACAAAAUUGAAAGCAUUGAUUGAACUAAAAAGUCUUCGUCUUGUCGACUUGCAAAGAAGAGUAAGGCAUGAUUUUAUUAAAAGCAUGUCGAAAGGUACUUCAUUGGCAACCUCGGCGGAGCGUGCAGCUUUCCGACGAAUGAAAAAACAGACUCUUCGGGAAGCGAGAAUCACCGAAAAACUUGAACGCCAACAAAGAAUUGAAAAAGAACGAAGAGAAAAGCAAAAACACCUGGAUUACUUGCAAAGCAUAUGUAAUCAAGGUCGUGAAAUGACUCAGGCCCAUAAAGCACAUCAAGCAAAACAACUAAAACUAGGCAGACAAAUACUCGCUCUUCACGCGCAAAUCGAAAAAGAAGAACAAAAACGAAUGCAACAAACUGCCAGAGAACGUCUUCAAGCUCUUAAAGAGGACGACGAACAAAAGUAUCUCAAACUUAUUGAUGAGGCAAAGGAUAAACGUAUCACACAUUUACUUAAACAGACCAAUAAAUACUUGGAAUCGUUGGCGCAGGCAGUUAUCGCCCAACAAAAUGUUGAACUUCAUCACGAUCCAACUGUACGCGGAGGUGUAGAGAUGAUGGACGAUGAAGAAGGAACAUCCUUUGCUCUAUCGGAUGGUCAAAAAAUUGAUUAUUAUGAUGUCGCCCAUCGUAUCAAAGAAGAAGUCGAGCAACCUCAUCUCUUGGACGGAGGUCUCCUUAAGGAUUAUCAAAUUAAGGGCUUGCAAUGGAUGGUUUCGUUGUAUAACAAUAGAUUAAAUGGCAUUUUGGCUGAUGAAAUGGGAUUAGGAAAAACAAUUCAAACUAUUUCACUUAUCACCUAUCUGAUUGAGAGAAAGAAACAAAAUGGGCCAUUCUUAAUCAUUGUUCCAUUAUCGACACUAACAAAUUGGACCAUGGAAUUUGAAAAAUGGGCACCAGAAGUGACAAAAUGUGUCUAUAAAGGGAUCCCAGCAGCUCGUAAAGAAAUACAAACAAAUUUUAUCAAACACAAUAACUUCCAGGUUCUGCUUACGACGUAUGAAUAUAUCAUUAAAGAUAAAGCUGUUCUCUCGAAACUACGUUGGGUCUAUAUGAUCAUCGACGAAGGGCAUCGUAUGAAGAACACCAAUUCCAAAUUAUCCACUAUUCUGACGCAUAGUUAUCAAUCUAGAUAUCGACUUAUAUUAACAGGAACACCUUUGCAGAAUAAUUUACCGGAACUAUGGUCUUUGUUGAACUUUGUACUGCCCAAAAUUUUUGAUUCCGUUAAAAGUUUUGAUGAAUGGUUUAAUACGCCUUUUGCACAUACUGCCGGUCAAGACAAGAUCGAACUAAAUGAAGAAGAAAAAUUGUUGAUUAUCAAACGUUUACACAAAGUACUUCGUCCGUUCUUAUUACGCCGGCUCAAAAAAGAUGUAGAAUCGGAAUUACCAGACAAAGUAGAACGGGUCAUAAAAUGCAAAUUUUCUGCCCUUCAGACAAGACUCUAUAACCAAAUGAAAAAACACGGAAUGUUGUUUGUCAAUACUGGCGAAAAAGGACAGACCGGUAUUAAAGGGCUUAAUAACACCAUCAUGCAACUUCGAAAAAUAUGUAAUCAUCCAUUUGUAUACGAAGAAGUGGAGCGAGAUAUUAAUCCCAAAAAACUCACUAAUAACCUGAUAUAUCGGGUCUCAGGAAAAUUCGAACUACUUGACCGUGUCUUGCGCAAACUUCGUGCUACUGGUCACAGAGUUCUCAUCUUUUUCCAAAUGACUGCUAUAAUGAACAUCAUGGAAGAUUUCCUCAAUUACCGCUCCUAUCGAUAUCUUCGUCUAGAUGGUUCAACUAAAGCAGAAGACAGAUCGAUCUUACUGAAAAAAUUCAAUGAUCCUGAUUCGCCGUACUUUGUAUUUUUGCUGAGUACGCGUGCUGGUGGUCUUGGCUUGAAUUUACAAAGUGCCGAUACUGUCAUCAUCUUCGAUUCGGACUGGAAUCCCCAUCAAGAUCUUCAAGCUCAAGAUCGUGCACAUCGUAUUGGUCAAACAAAAGAAGUUCGGAUUCUGCGUUUGAUUACACAAAAAUCAAUUGAAGAGACUAUACUUGCACGAGCUCAGUACAAACUGGACAUUGACGGAAAAGUUAUUCAAGCCGGUAAAUUCGAUCAGAAGAGUACCGCCGAAGAACGGGAAGCAUUUUUACGAUCAUUGCUUGAAGGCGAAAAUGAUGAGGUUAACGAUGUCAAUGACGACGAAGAACUUACAGACGACGAACUCAAUGAGAUUAUUGCGAGAAAUGAUGAUGAGCUCAGACUGUUCAAAGAGAUAGAUAAGCAGCGGAUGGCCGAGGAUCAAAGAGAAUGGACUGGUAAAGGAAAACCCGAGAGGCUCAUACAAGAUAACGAAUUACCUCAUGUAUACUUGCAAGAUGGUGAUGCCCUACUUAAACGCCAUGAACAAGAUGUAGAGUAUGGUCGUGGCCAGAGAGCCAGGAACGAAGUACAUUAUGACGAUGGAUUAACUGAAGAGCAGUGGAUGAAUGCUCUCGAAAAUGAAGAUGAAAUUGCUGAAGUGAUAGCCAAAAAUCAAGCUAAAAAACGGCGACGAGAAGAACGUAAAAGCAAGAAAAUUGACAAGACACAAAGCACAGAAAUGCAACAACAACAGCAAACAUUCCCAUUCAUAAAAACAGAAGAGGAACAAGCACCCGUUGUUGCCGAAUCAUCAUCUAGAAAGAAACGAGCAUCUGGUCCAGCUCUUGACUUACCCAUUGAAUCAACAACAGCCAUCACAUCAUCAUCGUCGUCGGCAAAACGAAAAGGAAAGAGGAAAGCCGAGACGACCGAUGACACACCCAAACAAGCCCCAAAGAAAAGAAAGAACACCAGUGGAAAAGCGGUUGUUGACACUGUGCCUCAAGAAGUUCGCGAAAAGUUGAACCGAAUCUUUAAGGAACUUUACGAGGUCAUUGAAAACUGCACAGACUACGAAGAUGGGGAGGCACGCCAGCGAUGUUUCUUGUUCAAAGAACUGGUUCGUAAACAAGAUUACCCGCAGUACUACCAACUAAUCAAAAAGCCUAUUGCUAUGAAAGUCAUCCAGAGGAAAGUGAAAAAUAACGAGUACUCGUCGGCUCAGGAGUUCCGUGAUGAUUUCCACUUAAUGUUCAAUAAUGCGAUGGAGUUUAACGAAACUGACUCGCAGGUCUAUAAGGAUGCCGUAAUCAUGAAACAAGUGUUUGAUCAAAGGUAUAAUGAGCUCGUUAACAGCGGAGUUUGA